Messenger RNA from Medicago truncatula (barrel medic), 5130 nucleotides. Its product is annotated as DNA-directed RNA polymerase I subunit 1. Lineage: Eukaryota; Viridiplantae; Streptophyta; Magnoliopsida; Fabales; Fabaceae. Gene Ontology annotation, cellular component: RNA polymerase I complex. The record is from RefSeq and is a predicted model, not a curated record. Gene Ontology annotation, molecular function: DNA binding. Gene Ontology annotation, biological process: DNA-templated transcription. The transcript is spliced from 21 exons. Bases 131 to 5017 code for a protein of 1628 amino acids.
UAAAAACAAGCAAAAAAGUGAUUUUGUCACCGAAUCACCACAAUCCUUAAACCCUACUUCAGCCGUCGUGCUCUUUCUCUGAACUCUUUUCUUCUUCUUCUUCUUCUUCUUCCUUCUGAGCAGCAUCAACAUGGCUCUCGCCAACGAGGGCGCAACGAAUGCCAUUGAAUCGGUGGCUUUCAGUUUUCUAACCAAUGAAGAGUUACUUAAGAGUAGUCGCGUCAAGGUUACCGAUACAAAUCUCUGCAAUAACAUCGGUCAUCCUGUUCGCGGCGGUUUAUAUGAUCCUGCUUUCGGUCCUUUACUGGACAAUAGGUCUAAUUGUGAAUCCUGUGGCAUGUCCAAAGACCAUUGCUCGGGUCAUUUUGGUCAUAUUGAGCUCGUUUCCCCUGUCUACAAUCCUUUGAUGUUCCUUUUUCUUGGCAAAAUUCUAAAUAGAACGUGUUUCUCUUGCCACUAUUUUAGGGCUAGUAGGGAUGAGGUGAAAAGGCGUGCGUCCCAAUUGGAGCUCAUUUUGAAAGGGAAUAUUAGCAAGGCUAAAAGUUUAGGUGAAAUUAAACUAAAUGAAACCAUUGAUUCAGUUGAUGAUGAUGAUGAUGAUAGCCAAUGGAGUGGUGCUGAGCAACUGGGAGAAAGUUGGACCUCCCUUCAAUUUUCCGAGGCAAUGUCUGUUAUAUAUGAGUUUCUAGCGAAGGACUACAAGAAGUGUCUAAAUUGUGGAUGCAUCAGUCCUAAAAUUACUAAACCAACCUUUGGACGCUUCAACGUGAAAGCUCUCUCAUCUGUUCAAGCCAGAGCAAAUGUUAUUUCAUCAGCCAAAGCUGCAGAUGUUCAAGCCGAUGAAGAGGAUAUUACCUCUGGUGGUGCUGGAAAUAGUAAUGGAAAUAAUCAAAUAUUGUCCAUUAAGCUUGUUGAGCAAUCUUCACUUUCUGGAUCUUUGCUACCCUCGCAGGUUCAGGAAAUGAUAAAGCUUUUGUGGAAAAAUGAAUCUAGGCUGUGCUCGCAUAUCAGCGACAUUCAAGAUCAAGGUUUUGGAAAGAAAGCCGGUCACUCAAUGUUCUUUCUGGAAAACAUUUUCGUUCCGCCAAUCAAAUUCCGCCCCCCAUUGAAAGCGGGCGAUAAUGUGGCGGAGCAUCCUCAAACUGUUCUGUUGAGUAAGGUUUUAGAGUCCAACAUAUCCUUGGCAGAUGCCCAUCGAACCAAGUCAGAUGCAUAUUAUAUUCUAAGGCGGUGGCAGGAUCUUCAGGGAUCUGUAAACCUCCUAUUUGACAAUAAAACUUCUCUAAGAAGCCAAAAAGAUGCUUCUGGAAUAUGUCAGUUGCUGGACAAGAAGGAAGGCAUCUUUCGCCAGAAAAUGAUGGGAAAAAGGGUUAAUUAUGCAUGCCGCUCUGUCAUUUCACCAGAUCCUUAUUUAGCAGUCAAUGAAAUUGGGAUUCCCCCAUAUUUUGCUCUAAGGUUAACAUAUCCUGAGAGAGUGACUCCUUGGAAUUCAGCCAAGUUAAUGGACGCUAUCCUAAAUGGUCCUGACACCCAUCCAGGUGCGAUACUCUAUACUGAUAAAACAUCAACACUCAGGCUUCAGAAAGAUAAGAGUUUACGUUCUUCAACAUCAAGGAGAUUACAAUCCUCAAGAGGGGUUAUUAUGCAUCAUGGGAAGAUACAUGAACAUGAAUUUGAAGGAAAAGUUGUGUAUCGUCACUUGAAGGAUGGCGAUGUAGUGCUUGUUAAUCGACAGCCAACACUUCAUAAACCUAGUAUAAUGGCCCAUGUAGUGCGCGUUCUAAAGGGGGAGAAAACGGUACGCAUGCAUUAUGCAAACUGCAGUACAUACAAUGCUGAUUUUGACGGUGAUGAGAUUAAUGUUCAUUUUCCACAAGAUGAAAUUUCACGUGCUGAAGCUUACAAUAUUGUAAAUGCCAACAACCAAUAUGUGAAGCCUACAAGUGGUGAUCCAAUCAGAGCCUUGAUUCAGGAUCAUAUUGUAAGUGCUGCACUUCUCACAAAAAAAGACACCUUUUUGAGCUGUCAAGAAUUCAAUCAACUUCUCUACAGUUCUGGUGUAUCCAUGACUGGGAUGGGCUCUUUUUCUUGCAAACCAGGACAGAAAGUUUUAAUGUCAAACUCUGAGAGUGAAAUGUUUCUGUUUCCUCCAGCAAUAUUCAAGCCAGAGCCGCUGUGGACAGGAAAACAGGUUAUCAGUGCAUUGCUAUGCUAUAUCACUAAAGGUCGCCCACCAUUUACCGUAGAGAAGAACGCAAAAAUCCCAUCUAGUUUUUUUAAGACUCAAACGGGGGAAAUAAAAAAACACACUAAAGAUACAUCAAGAAAGAAGGAUGAGCUUGAGGAUAAAUUGUUGAUAUAUAGAAAUGAUUUGGUGCGCGGUGUAGUUGAUAAGGCUCAAUUUGGUGACUAUGGAAUGGUGCAUACAGUGCAAGAGUUUUAUGGCUCAAAUACUGCUGGCAUUCUUCUUUCGGCAUUAAGUCGGCUGUUCACAAACUUUUUACAGAUGCAUGGGUUCACUUGUGGGGUUGAUGAUCUUCUGAUAAAAGUAGGAAAAGAUAGUGAAAGACUAAAUCAACUUGAAAGCUGCGAGGAAAUCGGUGACAUUGUUCAUCGUGAAUUCAUUGGAGUCAUGGAGAGUGAAAAUAUAGAUCCAAUCACAAUGCAGUUGAAUGUUGAGAAAAAAAUACGCAGUAAUGGAGAAGCUGCCAUAACAUACUUAGAUAGGAAGAUGAUAAGUAAUCUUAACUCCAGAACUAGCUCAGGGGUAUUGAAGGAGCUACUAUCUAAAGGAUCAUUAAAACCCUCAGGAAAAAAUUGGAUUUCUCUUAUGACUACAUCUGGAGCUAAGGGCAGUAUGGUCAACUUCCAGCAGAUAUCUUCUCAUCUUGGCCAACAAGAGUUGGAAGGAAAAAGAGUCCCACGUAUGGUUUCUGGAAAGACCUUACCUUGCUUUCCAUCAUGGGAUUGUUCCCCCAGAGCAGGAGGGUUCAUCAUUGAUCGGUUUCUUACAGCUCUUCGUCCACAGGAAUAUUACUUUCAUUGUAUGGCUGGUCGAGAAGGAUUAGUUGACACUGCAGUCAAAACAUCUAGGAGUGGUUACCUGCAAAGAUGUCUAAUGAAAAACCUGGAGUCUCUUAAAGUUUGUUAUGAUCAUACUGUCCGUGAUUCUGAUGGGUCAAUUAUUCAGUUUCACUAUGGAGAAGAUGGUGUGGAUGUCCAUCAAACUAGCUUUAUCAACAAAUUUGAAGCAUUGUCAAUUAAUAAAGAAUUGAUUUACAGCAACUGUUGCCGUCAGCUAGAUAGGUCUAGUCCUUAUAUUAACAAGUUGCCUGACGCUCUUAAAGGAAAAGCAGAAAACUUCAUUCGUGAUUUUUCUUCAAAACAGAGAAAUUCCAGUUCAAUGAAAGAAGCAGAUUUCCUACAGGUGAUGGAACACAAGUAUGUCUCAAGUCUUGCUCAACCCGGUGAGCCAGUUGGUGUGUUAGCUUCUCAGUCUGUUGGAGAACCAGCAACACAGAUGACUUUGAAUACUUUCCACCUUGCUGGUCGAGGUGAAAUGAAUGUCACUCUCGGAAUUCCUCGUUUGCACGAGAUCGUGGUGGCAGCCAGCAAAAACAUAAAGACUCCCUUUAUGACAUGCCCCCUGAGGCCCAACAAAUCUAUGGAAGAUGCUAUUCGUCUUGCAGACAAAAUGAAAAAGAUUACAGUAGCUGACAUAAUUGAGAGUAUGAAAGUUUCUGUUGUACCAGUAGCUGUAAAAGAGGGCCGCAUUUGCAGUAUAUAUAAGCUUACAAUGAAGCUGCAUAAACCUAAACACUAUCCCAAAUACACGGAUGUUACCCUUGAAGACUGGGAGGAAACUCUAAGAGUUGGCUUUGUGAGGGAAUUGGAGGAUGCGAUUGAAAAUCACAUUUCAUUGCUGGCUAGAAUUAGUGGCAUAAAAGAUUUUCAAGGCAAAUCAAAUUCUUCAAAUGGUUUAGAUAAUGAUCAUAGCAAUGAAUCGGCAUCCAACCAAAAUGGUCAAACUGAUGAUGACGACGAAGUUGGUGAUACAGAGGAUGCUGAGGAAGAUGGUUUUGAUGCUCAAAAGAGUAAACAACGAGCUACGGAUGAGGUUGAUUACGAUGAUGGUCCUGAAGAGGAAACACAUGAUGGUGAGAAGUCAGAGGACGUUGAAGUCUCUGAGGAUGGUAAAGAUGAUGAAGAUGACAAUGGUGUUGAAGUAAAUGGAGAUGACAGUGAUAUUGAAGUAAAUGACAGUGAUAAAAAUGUGACACUUGAAGAAACUUCAAAAUCUAAAAAGAGAAAAUUUGAACCCGCGAGCAAAAAAUAUGACCGGAGAGUUUAUGUGAAAGCCGGGGGAAUGCGUUUCGAGAUCCACUUUAAAUUUAUUGGUGAACCUCACAUAUUAUUGGCUCAGAUUGCUCAGAGAACAGCCGAGAAGGUUUGUAUCCAGAACUUUGGUAAGGUUGGCCAAUGUAAAGCUAUUACAUGUAAAGAAAGUGGCGUAAUCUACUAUGGUGAAGAUGAUAGUAAAAGGGAUGAUAUUCCGUCAUCAGUUAAAGAAAAAAUACCAGCACUUCAAACGUCUGGUAUACAUUUCAAAACAUUUUGGGAGAUGGAAGAUGAUCUGAAAGUUAGGUAUGUUUAUUCAAAUGACGUGCAUGCUAUACUAAAAGCCUAUGGGGUGGAAGCAGCCAAAGAAGUCAUCAUCCGGGAAGUACAAAAUGUUUUCAAGUCUUAUGGGAUAUCGGUAAACAUCAGACACUUGAUGCUUAUUGCUGACUUUAUGACACAUUCUGGUUCCUAUCGCCCUUUGACCAGAUCGGGGAUAGCAGAUUCUACAUCCCCUUUUGUCAAAAUAUCUUAUGAGACAGCAUCCAACUUCAUUGUUGAAGCGGCUCGUCAUGGGCAGGUAGACACCUUGGAGACUCCUUCUUCUAGAAUUUGUCUCGGUUUGCCGGUGAAGAUGGGAACUGGGUGUAUUGACUUGAUUCAGAAGCUGGAAAUAUGAUGUAGCACCGAUGUUCCUCAGCUCUAGAUCUAAUGCUAUCAACAAAUUUUGACACUAUUGUACACCUGUUAUUUGCAAAAAAUUUAUGAUUAAUUUAUUUGGUUGAAAAGUAA